AUAAAGUCUCACUUUACAUGUCCUCUUGCUAAUUUAUAUAACAGUGGAGCGGCCGUAUGGGUAUGUGGGAGGAUACCUACAACCAAGCUCUCGACCGAGGCUCAUUGUUGGAGGGAUCCUUCAUCAACGACGCGACCGGUCAAGCCGUUCUGGCCGUGGACGUGAGCUACGUGGACGGUUUCACGGUUCCGAUGGUGUGCGAAUGCAACAACCAGGUGGUCCUGGGUUGCAAUCUAGAUUUGCACGAGGUGUGCCCGGACAACCUCAAGGUAAACGAAAAGACAUGCGCAAACCCUUACCGGGAGCAAUCUGGCCGUCCUGGCGACGCCAAUAUCUUCAAGGACUGCGAAAAGAUGGCGUAUACGUAUCCCACGGACGACGAGGCCACUAAAUGGAACAUCCCCGGAUGCAGUCGCAACCUUAUGUGCUGCAUAGGGACAGCCUGCAAGAACCACCCGGGCCAGGUUAAAUGUCCCGGUGCAGUUGGCCAGACGCAGCCCUGUGGCGGCUCGUAGGAAGUUUAGUGGGUUCGGACUGGGCGGGUUCCCAGGGUGAUUAUGGGGUAGACAUGUUAGGCGCACAAAGCAUCGAAAUUCGAGAAUAAAUAUAGCGUCAAUUUACCCAGAUGAUGAAACUUCUCGUAGCUCCCCCGAUGAAUUCAUAGGUGAAACCCUACUCCUUGGUUGUUUUAUUACAUAACAACAAUCCACGCAACUCCAUAUCAAUAAUACGAAUCUCAAAGCA
Molecule: messenger RNA, 744 nt
Organism: Hypoxylon trugodes
Lineage: Eukaryota; Fungi; Ascomycota; Sordariomycetes; Xylariales; Hypoxylaceae
Exons: 3
Coding region: 57-515 (152 amino acids)
Source: RefSeq, a predicted model, not a curated record